UUCCUCGAUUUCCAAAACGACGUCGUAGUUCGUGGACCAGGGCCAUUUCAAUUCUUCCUUUCGUCUGCACCCCCUUGUUUGCUUUUGGCGGAGAAGGGAAAAGGAAAAUCCUGAAUUUUCCCGCCAAUUUUUCUUCGAUCCGAACAAUGGCACCAAAAUCCGAUAGCGCCGAAGCUAUCGUGUUGAACUUCGUCAACGAGCAAAACAAGCCGGUGAAUACGCAGAACGUGGCGGAUGCAUUGCAGAAGUUCAACCUGAAGAAAGCGGCGAUUCAGAAAGCGUUGGACAACCUCGCUGAUGGGGGACGCAUUUCGUUCAAGGAGUACGGUAAGCAGAAGAUAUAUCUCGCGCGGCAAGAUCAGUUCCAAAUUCCCAACAAUGAAGAACUUAACCAGAUGAAGGAACAGAAUGCUGACAUGCAAAAACAGCUAGAAGAUCAGAAAAAGGUUAUCAGUGAGGUUGAAGCAGGUGUAGUAUAUGUACUCUACUAUAGUCAUGGACCCUAUUUGUUAGGAAGCAACAUUUUAUGUAGUUUGGACAUGUUUAGAUAAACUUAAAAAUUAGAAAACAAAAAAUUAAGUAAGCACCUUCACAAACUAAAU
Vigna umbellata (rice bean) is the source of this 602-nucleotide messenger RNA. Lineage: Eukaryota; Viridiplantae; Streptophyta; Magnoliopsida; Fabales; Fabaceae. The record is from RefSeq and is a predicted model, not a curated record.